GUUUCAUCCAACUGAGGGGUAAAGAGGAGAGCAAUAGAUAGAGAGGGAAAGGAAGUCAUGAAAAAACAUUUUCUUUUACCUCUCUUCUUCUCGUUGUUCUUCACAAUCCCGCGUGUCACUCACCAGUAUGCCUGCGAUAAGAGUGUCCCUAACACGAGCACGUAUCAGUUCUGUGACACUACAUUAUCAUAUGCAGCCCGAGCCAAGGACCUAGUGUCGCGCCUCACCCUUGAAGAGAAGGUGCAGCAGUUGGUGAACAAAGCCACGGGCAUUUCUAGGCUCAGUGUGCCUGCCUAUGAGUGGUGGUCUGAAGCCCUUCAUGGAGUGUCAAACACUGGCCCUGGUGUACGUUUCAAUGCCACUGUGCCUGGUGCAACUAGUUUUCCAGCAGUCAUUCUCUCGGGUGCAAGUUUUAAUGCAUCUCUGUGGUAUAAGAUGGGGCAGGUUGUGUCCACAGAGGCUAGAGCUAUGCAUAAUGUGGGGUUGGCCGGUUUGACAUUUUGGAGUCCGAACGUCAAUGUUUUUCGUGAUCCCAGAUGGGGACGGGGACAGGAAACCCCCGGAGAGGACCCUCUGGUGGUGUCAAAAUAUGCUGUGAAUUAUGUUCGAGGGCUGCAGGAGCUCGGUCAAGAGGGGAACUUCAGCAGUGACAAGCUCAAGGUUUCCAGUUGCUGCAAGCACUACACUGCAUAUGAUGUCGAUAACUGGAAAGGCAUCGAUCGAUUUCACUUUGAUGCAAAGGUAAGUUUGCAGGACCUGGAAGACACGUAUCAGCCCCCGUUCAAGAGCUGUGUUGAGGAGGGACAUGUUAGCAGUGUAAUGUGCUCAUAUAACAGGGUAAAUGGUAUCCCAACUUGUGCUGAUCCAAACCUUCUCAAGGGGAUUAUUAGAGAUAAAUGGAAUCUAGACGGAUACAUUGUUUCUGACUGUGACUCUAUCGAGGUUUACUACAAUGCGAUACAUUACACAGCCACGCCUGAAGAUGCAGUAGCCCUAGCACUGAAAGCAGGUUUGAACAUGAAUUGUGGAGAUUACCUCGGAAAGUACACACAGAAUGCAGUGAAACUGAACAAAGUGGAAGAGUCUGUUGUGGACCAGGCCUUGAUCUACAAUUACAUAGUCCUGAUGAGGCUUGGAUUCUUCGAUGGUGACCCCACCAAGCUCCCAUUUGGGGAACUUGGUCCCACUGAUGUAUGCACUGAUGAUCAUCAAAUGUUGGCUUUGGAGGCUGCUAAACAGGGAAUAGUCUUGCUGGACAACAGGGGAGCUCUGCCCUUGUACAAAGACACCAUCAAGAAUGUAGCCAUCAUAGGACCUAAUGCUAAUGCCACUGAAGCCAUGAUAAGUAACUAUGCUGGUGUGCCUUGUCGCUACACUAGCCCUUUGCAAGGGAUGCAGAAGUAUGUUCCGACUGUGACAUAUGAGCCAGGAUGUGCAAAUGUUGGCUGCAGUGAUGAGAGCCAAAUCGAGGCAGCAACCAAAGCUGCAGCUGGGGCUGAUGCAGUGGUGCUGGUGGUGGGGCUUGAUCAGUCCAUCGAGAGAGAAGGGGUCGAUAGAGUGAACUUGACUUUGCCAGGAUUUCAAGAGAAGCUUGUAAGCAAAGUUGCCAACGUGACAAAUGGAUCUGUGAUUCUUGUCAUUAUGUCAGCCAGCCCAAUCGAUAUCUCCUUUGCAAAAAAUAACGCCAAGAUUGGGGCUAUUUUGUGGGUAGGCUAUCCUGGUCAAGCUGGAGGAGAUGCCAUUGCACAAGUCCUAUUCGGGGACUAUAAUCCAGGUGGAAGGUCCCCAUUCACUUGGUACCCACAGGAGUAUGCAGAUAAGGUGCCAAUGACUGACAUGAACAUGAGAGCCAAUGCCACUCGAAACUUCCCGGGAAGAACCUACAGAUUCUACACGGGGAAAUCUAUAUAUGAAUUUGGCCACGGCCUAAGCUACUCCCGCUUUUCUGCAUUCAUAACAUCCGCACCUUCCACUGUACUCGUACAGUUGCUGCCUAAUGCUCUUCGCGGCCAAGAAAUCAACGUUUCAGCCAUAAAUUGCAAGAACCUGCAGUUCCAAGUGGUGGUUGGAGUAAAGAAUGACGGUCCAGUGGAUGGCACGCACGUUGUGCUGGUGUACUGGAAGUCAGCUAGUUCAUCGGGGGUGGCUGGGGUGCCGAACCAGCAGCUGGUGGGAUUUGAGAGGGUGGAGGUGAAGAAGGGGAAGACAGAGUCAGUGAGUGUAAAGAUAGAUGUGUGCAAGGACCUGAGUGUGGCGGAUGGAGAAGGGCAGAGGAAGCUGGUCACUGGGCAGCAUACCCUUUUGGUUGGCUCUGCCAGUGAGCGCCAAGUGAAGCAACAUUUCAGCAUUAAGCUGACAGAGAUGAAGAUGAAGAAUGUAUAUUAGUGCUUCAGUCGAGUGUAGAGCAGCAAAUGACACUCACUUGCUGACAUAUUGGACAGCUACUAAUAGAAGAAUAAAUGGGAAAAAAAGGAAUUGCCAAAAUGAGCUAA
This is a messenger RNA of Diospyros lotus (date-plum), 2492 nucleotides long. RefSeq names its product probable beta-D-xylosidase 5. Bases 58 to 2385 code for a protein of 775 amino acids. Gene Ontology annotation, molecular function: alpha-L-arabinofuranosidase activity; xylan 1,4-beta-xylosidase activity. The transcript has 5 exons. Gene Ontology annotation, biological process: xylan catabolic process; arabinan catabolic process. The record is from RefSeq and is a predicted model, not a curated record. NCBI's taxonomy places the organism in Eukaryota, Viridiplantae, Streptophyta, Magnoliopsida, Ericales, Ebenaceae. Gene Ontology annotation, cellular component: plant-type cell wall.